This is a messenger RNA of Amorphotheca resinae ATCC 22711, 1914 nucleotides long. RefSeq lists its product as hypothetical. The transcript is spliced from 5 exons. The record is from RefSeq and is a predicted model, not a curated record. Lineage: Eukaryota; Fungi; Ascomycota; Leotiomycetes; Helotiales; Amorphothecaceae. Gene Ontology annotation, biological process: proteolysis. Gene Ontology annotation, molecular function: dipeptidyl-peptidase activity; serine-type exopeptidase activity. The coding region runs from base 232 to 1914 and encodes 560 amino acids.
CACCGCUGGCGAUAGGCCAUGCUCCGUAAUACAUCUUGGCCUCGCUGUAUUGCGGGAGGGAGCCGGGACUUUAUCCUGACUUUCUAUAAAAGCCCGUGGUGCCGUGGAUUUCUUGGGAUAUACAGGACGGAGUGACAAAGGGCUUGAGAAUAAGCCGUGAGCUACCGAGGAGAACGAAGGAAUCUCAAUUGAGCCUCCAGGAGCUUGAAAAUACCAUUCCGCCGUCUGAUCAUGGUGAAGCUCAGCGCGCUUUAUGCCCUCCUCGGGCUGGCGAGUGCAACUCUCGCUGCAGCACCACUCAGUGCGAUUGAGAAGAAAGUGCGGAAAAACACCAUUUCCAAGAGAGAGAUUCUCAAGAGGGACACUGACCCCACCCUCUUAUACCCGGCAUACAACAUCUCAGUCCCAAUCGACCACUUCCACAAUGACUCGAAGUACGAACCUCACAGCGACGGCAUGUUUAACCUGCGCUACUGGUUUGAUGCCACCUAUUACAAGGAGGGCGGGCCUGUCAUCGUGCUGCAGUCCGGAGAGACAGACGCCAGCGAACGGUUGAUAUUCCUGCAAAAGGGUAUCCUGCACCAGAUGGCGGAAGCUACAAACGGGAUUGGAGUUGUUCUGGAGCACAGAUAUUACGGUAGCAGUAUGCCCACACCAGACUUCUCAACCGAGAAUCUGAGAUUCUUGACCACGGACCAAGCGCUGGCGGACGAGGCGUACUUCGCGAAGAAUGUCGUGUUUCCAGGAUUGGAGGAUAAGAAUCUCACGGCGCCGAAUGUGCCAUAUAUUGGAUAUGGAGGUAGUUACGCUGGUGCUUUCAACGCAUUUCUCAGGAAAUUGUAUCCGGAUGUUUUCUGGGGUACCAUCUCUUCAAGUGGAGUCGUUGAAGCUAUCUGGGAUUACUGGAGCUACUUCGAGCCUAUCCGGGUCUACGCAGAUCAAGAAUGUGUGUCGACAACGCAGAAAAUCACGCACAUGAUUGACAACAUCUUGAUUGGGCUGAACGACAGCGCAACUACCGCAGAGCUCAAAGGAGCCUUCGGGCUCCCAAAUGUCACCUACGAUGACGAUUUUGCCAGCGUGGUCAGUUAUGGAAUCGAUUCCUGGCAAGGUUUGGUUUGGGACCCGGCAGAAAACGACCCUUCUUUUGAUCUGUUUUGUGGCAACAUCACCUCGGAUUCGAUCAUAUAUCCCGAUACUAGCAGCCUCACUAGCACGGUGCAGGAUCUUCUCACGAAAGGGGGCUAUGGAUCAGAGGUCUCCAACUUGACUACACCGCUGUUGAAUUGGAUUGGGUGGCUCGGUCAAUACGCCGUUGAUUCCUGCCAAGGUGAUCAAGACGCCUGCUUCUCAACCCACAACGCAACAUACUACGCUCAAGACGACAUAACUCAGAGCUGGCGCUCCUGGCCCUACCAAUACUGCACCGAAUGGGGCUUCCUCCAAACCGGGUCCGGCGCGCCCAAAGACCAACUACCCCUAAUCUCCCGCACCAACACCCUCGAAUACGAGAGCCUCAUCUGCGCCUAUGCAUUCAACAUCACCACGCCCCCCAACACCACCGCAAUCAACCAAUACGGCGGCUUCGACAUCUCGUACCCGCGCCUGGCCAUGAUCGACGGGGAGCAGGACCCGUGGCGGCCCGCGACGGCCCACGCGUCGCCCUUCAACAGCACGGCGCAGAACCGCACCAGUACCGCGAGCCAGCCCUUCAUCUUGAUCGACGGCGCCGUCCAUCAUUGGGAUGAGUAUGGCCUGUUCCCGAAUGAGACGGUGGAUUCCCCGCCGGAUUUCUUGCCGCCCGUCCCUGUCAGGGACGCCCAGGCCGCGGAGCUGCAGUUUGUGUUGGAGUGGAUGGAGGAGUGGGAGGAGCAUGUUUUGGCCAUGAGAGCGAGGGAUGAGAUGAGAGUCUGA